AUGCUUUCUAUCACUGAAGAGCCAACUUCCCCUCGAGCAAACACAUUUCCAUCUCAUCAUUUGGCCAACAUCACAGCCGCUGUCAAACAGCAUCCCAUGGAAAUUCAACAAUAUCCUUCUUUAUCCAAUAGGAAAAGUUCUCUCUCUAACAAGCGCGGAAUUCAAAUCGAAAUGAGUUGUGCCUCCUUUGCUCUCUCUCCAACGAAAUGUCUCCUCCUCUCUGUAUUGAUUCUCAACAUUGCAGCUUUUUGCAUUUUGCUCGGAUUACUCAUUAAUGUGUUCGUUCAUAAAAAGGAGCAACGCAUCCUCUCUGUUGAAAUGAGGGGGCAAGCACUCCUGUACUCGGAAAUAUUAUCAAGUUCGGCUCGUUUAGCAGCAUAUUCGAAAAAUAGCAACAUCACAUCAAUGUUCGUUGAGAGAUAUCAAACUUACUACCCCCAAUAUAUUUCAUUGUUGAAUCAAGUAUUUGAAUUAAUUCCACCACAAGUAAUCACUACUCUUUUGAAUAGAACCUCCGAGAGGUUUAAUCUCACUCAAGAUGAACCAGUUGUCAUGGAGAAUGCAGCCAUUGAGUUGAUUAAACAGGGUAAGCAAGCAGAGGCAGUGGCAAUACUAGACAGUGAUCACUAUGCUGACGAAAAAGAUGACUACAACAAUGAUCUUAAUGCCUAUGUGGAUUAUCUAAAGAAUGAGGAGGUGAAAAAGGAUGACGCCAUUUCCAACGAGACAUUGGCAAGUAUGGUUGUGGUGGUAGUUCUCAUGGCUAUAGUACUUCCUGUUGUGGUGAUCACAUUAAUUGCCUCUUUCAAUAACGAGAAGCAACAAAGGGCCAAAAUUGAAAAAGCCAAAGCAAUCAUGCUGCAAGAUACAAUGUCUGAUGCAAAACUUCGCGAGCUAUUUAAGAAGCACUGUGAGAAAGAAUUUAGCUUGGAAAACUUUUACCUGUUGGACAGGAUUCAAGAAUAUCAGAGCUUGUGUGACAAGAGUUUUGAAAUUCAAUCCUCUCUUUUUGAGAUGCGUACUUCAGGUUCGGAAGACAAUGCAGCAAGUACAGCCACUAGCAGAUCGAACUCUAGUGGAGGAGAGAACAAAAAAAGAGGAAACACAACGUAUUCUGAAAAAGAUUUGGAAAUGGUCGAGAAGCAGAAAAGGGUGCUCGCUCUAUAUAUCCAUGAUACACAUAUCAACAUUAAUGGCUCAAUGCCUGUGAAUAUUAACAAAAAGUUUGGAGAUCAGGUCAUGUUCGAGAUUGCCAAAGAAUCUCCAGUAUUACCCGAAACAUUAUUCGAUGGAAUUCAACAUGAAAUAUUCAUGGUGAUGGGUGAUACUCAUCACAGGUUCAAGCAAAGUCUAGCAUUCCAAAAGAAAAUGAAGAUUGACAAUAUUAAGAGUCGAGCCAGUAGAAGUAAAUAA
Messenger RNA from Naegleria fowleri, 1413 nucleotides. RefSeq lists its product as uncharacterized. The transcript has a single exon. The coding region runs from base 1 to 1413 and encodes 470 amino acids. Lineage: Eukaryota; Heterolobosea; Eutetramitea; Acrasida; Naegleriidae. The record is from RefSeq and is a predicted model, not a curated record.